Molecule: messenger RNA, 453 nt
Organism: Penaeus monodon (black tiger shrimp)
Lineage: Eukaryota; Metazoa; Arthropoda; Malacostraca; Decapoda; Penaeidae
Exons: 3
Coding region: 1-453 (150 amino acids)
Source: RefSeq, a predicted model, not a curated record
AUGGUCACAAUUCAUAAGUCACAGAUGUACCCUCAAACAACCAUGGCCGUCCAGCCACAUAGUGCUGAAAGAAGGUUCAAAACCAGCUGUCCAUAUUGGGUUAACAAUAUGGUUUGCACCACAAAGAAAGAUGGCAGUCUAUGCAUAUGUCUAGAUCCAAAAUACUUGAACAAAGCUACAAAGAGAAGGCACCCCAAGACGCCUAUGCAAGAUGAAAUCACACACAAGUUUGUCGUUUCAAGAUUUUUCAGCAAACUUGAUGCAGAGUGGCUAUUGAUGUUUUCCAUAAAAAGUAAAAUCCUUAAAAACUGCCCUGGUAUUAUUACCAUUGCUGAUGAUGUAGUCGUGUUUGGGAAAACUGAAGAGGAGCACGACACAAAUCUCCAUAAUCUCUUCAAGAUAGCCAAGGAGCAAGGAUUAACUUUCAACAGUGCAAAGUGCAUGAUCAAGUAG